Messenger RNA from Haliotis rubra (blacklip abalone), 2452 nucleotides. Its product is annotated as organic cation transporter protein-like. The transcript has 7 exons. Gene Ontology annotation, molecular function: transmembrane transporter activity. The record is from RefSeq and is a predicted model, not a curated record. Bases 1 to 1164 code for a protein of 387 amino acids. NCBI's taxonomy places the organism in Eukaryota, Metazoa, Mollusca, Gastropoda, Lepetellida, Haliotidae. Gene Ontology annotation, biological process: transmembrane transport. Gene Ontology annotation, cellular component: membrane.
AUGAUAUGCCAGCACUCUCUCCUGCUUUCAGGCCUUGAGAUGGUUGGUCCAUCUAAGCGAGUGUUGGCUGGGGUAGGCGUCCAGCUGUUCUGGAGUGUGGGCAUGUUCAUCCUGGGGGCGGUUGCCUACGCCCUCCGCUACUGGAAGACAUUACAGCUCGUCAUCUCAGUGCCUUCCGCUCUCCUGUUUGGAUUGUGGUGGCUGAUUCCAGAGUCCUCAAGGUGGUUGUUGUCACGUGGUCGCAAAGCGGAAGCGGAAGUCAUCAUUCAGAAAGCGGCAAAGAAAAACGGAGUAGAACUUCCAGCCUCAAUGUUGGCUGAGCUGACCGUUGAUGAGGGAGACCGAGGGAAGUUUACUCAACUGUUCACCUCAAGGAUCAUCAGAAACAGAACCCUAAUCAUCUUCUUCAACUGGCAUAGGUUUGUUGUGAACAUAGCGUACUACGGUCUUGGACUUAAUGUACAGAACCUGAGCGGCGACAUUUACCUCAACUACACCAUCGCCAGCAUCGCGGAGACGGCGUCAUACGUGGCGUGUAUACUGCUGAUGGACAAAGUUGGAAGGAAGCUGCUCCACUGCAGCAGUAUGUUAGUGGGAGGGUUGGCGUGUGUGGCAGUGCUGUUCCCUGUUAUAUAUGAAGCACCCUCGUGGGUCACCAUCCUACUCUCAAUGAUCGGGAAGCUCGGAGUGUCAGCUGCCUUCGCCAUCAUAUACGUCUUUUCUGCCGAACUCAUGCCCACCGUUGUACGCAACUCUGGCGUGGGAGCCAGCUCUACUUGUGGAAAGAUAGGCGGAAUGACCUCGCCCUAUAUUGCUGAUCUGGGUCUUCUCGUUGGCGGCGACCUGAAGGUGGCGCUGCCACUCAUUGUGUUCGGCGUGUUAUGUAUGGCGGCCGGGGGUCUCUCCCUUUUACUUCCGGAAACCCUAAACACAACGCUACCCGAAAACAUUCAAGAUGCCAAAACCUUCGGAAAGUCAACCUCUAGCACCAAAUACAACCUGACGUCAAAAAGCAAGAUAGCAUCUGGAGAUGUAAAGUUGAAUGGAAAUGUGCUAAAACGGAGUGCUUGGUUCCCAAGAGCGCGGCAUGAUAAAACCACGGAUGUCGAAAUGGAGAAUUGCCAACGUACGGCAUGCCUUCUGGAACCGACGGAAGAAACUUAAGAUAUUUUAUAGAUAGAGAACCAAAACAUUGUGUAUAGGGCCCGUGACAAGUGUAUAUUCAAGAACCAGUUAUGGUUCCAAAUUGAAUUGCGCGACAGCCAAAUAUGACUUUACUAGACCGGACAAAGUGUAUACCCAUGCUUGGCUGUUACAUCUGUUGACAGUCGUAAUAGUUGGUUAAUUUGGGGAUGAUUAGAUCGGACAUUUGUUAUUCCUGCAAGGAUUAUCGGUCCUUACUGUCAACUGACAACCACCUACUGUGACCAUUUGUGCAUUACAUGUAUUAAGUUGUGCUGAAAUUACUCUGUUCUGUUCCUAAGACAGCCCUUUGCCUGACCUGAUCUGAACUAAUUCAAUCGUGGCUGUGGUGCAUAUGUUGAUCGGCAGGAGGAGGAUCUCAUGAUUUGGGUGGAAUAUCUUUCCGGGAUUGUGACCUCUUACUGAUUAGGCCUAAGCGAUCAUCCUUUUCACUAUUAACCAUCGUCCAAUUGUUUCACAGAUUUGUACACAUCUGUACAGAAACAUGGCAUGGAUAGAAUAUAGAAAUUGUCCCACACAAAGGGGAUACAAUCAAACAAAAACGAUUCUUGUUGUCUGUUAAAGAAUGCUUGAUUAUAACACUGCAAGAAUGAAAUCUGAUCCAAAACACCAUUUUAUAUGAUGACGUAAUUGUCAUCAUAUGACAUAUGGCAAUUUGUAAUUGUCAUGUUGUGUGACACGGCAAACCGGGGCGCCAGUUGUUAGACUAUUAAAAUAAUAUAAAUAAGAAUAAGAGUAUGUAUUAUUUCCACCCCUCCACUAAAUAGUAUGCCCACUUACUCCCGUUUUAUACUAGUAGUACAUACAAAAGGCAGCGUAUAACAUUGUUCUCUCUUGUUCAAAUAUUGCUACAAAGAACAAAGGAAGAAACAUUUACAUGAUUUCCCGACAGAUUAUUGUUGCAUCUCACAACUUGUGUGUGUAUGCACGCUAAAAUGGUCCUUGUAUGAGUCACGGGUGAGAAACGCCAAGGGAUAGAUGUGGGCUAAUUGCAAUGGAGGACUACUAUACACAUCUUACUUGCCAUGUAAAAUAUUAAAUAGAAACAAUUUGAAAUAUGUCCAUUCUUAAAGCAGAGUACAUAAUACGAUUUCCAUUAUAUCAUAAGCAUGUGUUUAUGAAUCGCCAUCAGUAUCAGAUAGUGUCAUAUUUGUAUCAUCUUUUGUCAUCGGUAAGUAUUUCAUCGGUAGCCUGACCAUAUGUAUCUUGAAAAGCGAAGCAUCGUUCAAUGCAAUAAACAUGAAGUCGU